GCUUUGCCUCUGGCCGGUCAGGGCUCCGGGCACGCGCGCCCCCCGCCCCCGCCGCCGCGGCCCCGCCCCUCCGCUUCCUCCCGGGUAUCUGGCACCACGGCCGCGGGGCGACAGAAGAGCCCGAGCUGGCGAGGCGGCGGCAGCAGCUAUGGCAGGGACAGAGUUGGAACGGUGCCAGCGGCAGGCGGAUGAGGUGACAGAAAUCAUGCUCGACAACUUCGGCAAGGUCCUGGAGCGCGAUGGGAAACUGGCGGAGCUGGAGCAGCGUUCGGACCAACUGCUGGACAUGAGCUCAGCCUUCAGCAAGACAACCAAGACCCUGGCUCAGAAGAAGCGCUGGGAGAACAUGCGUUGCUGGAUCUACUUGGGGCUGGUGGUGGGCGCCGGCCUACUCAUCCUCCUGAUUGUGCUGCUGGCCAUCUUUCUCCCACAGAGCAGUGGGGGCAGCAGUGCCCCACAGGCCGAGGGUGCUGCCUCAGGGUCCAGGAACUGACCCAGCUGGGCCUGGAGGACAGGCCAAGUGGCCGCACUGGCUGGUCCUGGUGUCCAGAGAACCCUGGCAUUUGCUUCCAUCUGAGCCACCCGACUGAGCACUGAAGAGCGACCCUGAUGUGUGCACCUUUGCAUCUCCUAUCACGCCACAGACUGGCCCGGGCAGGCCAGCCCCACCUGGAGAUCAGUAAAAGCUGCUGUUUGGUUAAAA
This is a messenger RNA of Ailuropoda melanoleuca (giant panda), 703 nucleotides long. RefSeq names its product vesicle associated membrane protein 5 (gene VAMP5). Lineage: Eukaryota; Metazoa; Chordata; Mammalia; Carnivora; Ursidae. Bases 149 to 493 code for a protein of 114 amino acids. The transcript is spliced from 3 exons. Gene Ontology annotation, biological process: Golgi to plasma membrane protein transport. The record is from RefSeq and is a predicted model, not a curated record. Gene Ontology annotation, cellular component: plasma membrane.